Menidia menidia (Atlantic silverside) is the source of this 2142-nucleotide messenger RNA. The record is from the annotation of a GenBank genome assembly. Lineage: Eukaryota; Metazoa; Chordata; Actinopteri; Atheriniformes; Atherinopsidae.
AUGGAGGAAACGGGUUUCAUCCCCCAACCGGGCGGCUACGAAGAAGACCCGGCCCCCAUCACCACCCUCUCCGACAUGUCCGACAACAAGGACCUGGACUCGGAGUUCGAGGAGCUGGUCGUGGACGCCAAAUCCGCGCAGAACAGCGCCAACAUAAACACUAAUGAGCCCAAGGAGGACUUUUUCCUCGCCGUGAACCAAAGCCCUAAAAGAACUGUCGCCAACCUGGCCUCCAAACCUCUGGGGUCCAUCUCCCCCAUCCUCAACCGCAAGUUCAACCUGUCGGGGUUGCAGUCGCCGCUAAAGACGCAGCCCAAAGAGACCCCGAAACCCUCGCCGAUGAAGACCGGGGAAGACCUGCAGCGGCCCAGUGUGCCCCCCCCUCCGCCCCCCCCAUCCCGGCCCCCCGUGCCCCCGAGGCCCCAAAUCCGUCUGACGUCGGCGUCCUCGGAAACCAGCCUCCUGGAAAGCGCCGACCCCCCCGUUCCCGUUCCGACGCCGGCCGAAAAGUCUCCCGAAAAGCUCCCGGUCAACGCGGUCGCCGAGGAGAAAGCGGCCCCAAAACCCACGGAGGCCAAACCGGACGCCAAGUUGGACGCCAAGCUCGACGAGGCCCCGGAGGGCGCGGGCGGCGCUGGGCGGGAUUCCCUGGACGAGCGCACCGUCUCCUGGGAGUCCCCGGAGACGGCGUUCCGGGCCAAAAGCGGGCGCUGGCCGCGGAACACGGCGGCGGCGGUUCUGGAGGUGGAGGCGCCGCACCGAUUCCUCAACGCCGCGCUGUGGUGCAAGGACCCCUUCAGGCCCGGCGCGCUGCUGUGCCUGGGCCACGCCAGCCUGCGCCUGGAGCACCUGGCCCUGGAGUGCAUGGCCACCUCCUCCGCCGAGUACCAGGGCACCUUCCGGCUGCGCCCGCCCGAGCCGCGCGCUAGCGUUAGCCGCACGGCGCUGCGCGGGCUCAGCUCGCACAAGGGCUUCAACGAGAAACUGUGCUACGGCGAUUUGACGCUGCAUUUCUGCUACCCGGCCGAGCCCGGGGAGCCCGACAACUGGCCGGGGCCUUUCGGGCGCGAGCGUGCGGGCAGCCUGAUGGACGACGAGGAGCGGGAGAGGGAGAGGGAGUCGGCGCCGUCCGCCGUCGCCGCGGCGACGCGCGACGAGCUAGCGUACGGCGCGCUGCACCUGAGCGAGGUGCGCCACAACUUCCAGGACACGCAGUUCCAGAACCCCACCUGGUGCGAGUACUGCAAGAAGAAGGUGUGGACCAAGGCGGCGUCCCAGUGCAUGGUGUGCAGCUACGUGUGCCACAAGAAGUGCCAGGACAAGUGCCUCGCCGAGAGCCCGCUCUGCGCGCUCGCCGCCGCCGCCGCCGCCGAGCGCCGCGGCGCCGACCCCGAGGCCAACAAGUCGGCCGUCAACCGCGCCACGGGCCUCACGCGCCACAUCAUCAACACCAGCUCCCGCCUGCUCAACCUGCGCCAGGCGCAGCGCGCGCGGCUGGCCGAGCAGGUGCAGGAAGUGGGCGGGGCCGGCGCCGCGGGGGCGGAGCCAUCGCCGAAACACACGCCCAACACAUCGGACAACGAGAGCAGCGACACGGAGACCUACGCCGCCGGCGCUAGCCCCUCCAAGGCGGCGACGACGGCGGCGGCGGCUAGCGGAAAGCUAAUGCGCAAAGAUGGCGGUCUGGACGACAGCGUGUUCAUCGCGGUGAAGGAGAUCGGGCGCGAUCUCUACCGCGGGCUGCCCACCGACGAGCGCUCGCAGAAGCUGGAGCUGAUGCUGGACAAGCUGCAGCAGGAGAUCGACCAGGAGCUGGAGCACAACAACGCGCUGCUGGCCGAGGAGCGGCAGGCGGGCGACGGGCGCCGCCGCGCGCUGACCGCCGCCGCCCUCGCCAAGUCCGGCGAGCGCCUCCAGGCGCUCACCCUGCUCACCAUCCACUACCGGGCGGGCAUCGAGGACCUGGAGUCCGUGGAGAGCACGUCCCCGUCGGAGCCGAAGGGGAAGGAGGGGCUAGAGGAGGAGGGGGUGGGGGGGGGGACGCUGGGGGCGGAGCCAUACGACGGGGACCUGUGCAGCCCCGGGGGGGAGGGGCUGGAUGACAUCACCGAGGAGCAGAUCUGCGUGGAGGCGCUGCACUAG